UCCCUGCAAAUUGCCGUUAAACUCUAACGGCAUACAGUAUCCAGUGGAGAACUCAGUGAGGUGUCCUUGCAGCUACACAGUAAAUAAUGAAAGGAAAAAGCCUGUUAACUACGCGCUCCAGUGCCACGGUUUCGUCCUCCAUAAGUCCUCACACAUGUCCAGUAAGGACUUAUUAUUCCAGUCUUCCCCAGCGGAUGCUCUUCCAUGUCACCAGCCGUCAUCAGCUGUCUUUUCCAACUGUUGCAACAACAUUUCUAUUGCUUGUUCUUUGUAUCUCAGGUCAAGGAUAGUUACCAAACAAUACAGGGGCUCUGUAUUAAUGUGACGGGAUUGCUGGUUUACCGCCUCCAGGCGAGUGUCCUUCGAUGUUUUGACAAACUGGUCUGAACUUUCUUUUUUCACCUGAUGUUUCAGCAGUUCAACAGAACGGAUCACGUCAGCUGUUGUGGCUGCAGCAGUUUUAUUAAGUAUUUAAAAUUUAGCUUUAGUCGCUUUUUUUAGUCUGGAUUUAGGCAGUUGAACUCCGUUUUAAUUUCAGUCUAAUUUUAGGCAAUAGUUUUCAUGAUACUGUAAUAGAUUUUACUGAAGGAUAUUUCUCCUGACAGUAAAACUUCCAUUGAGAAGUAAACACACCUCGAACUAUGUGUUCAGUCAUUUAGGCUGCAAAUGUGUUACUGACUUACUGAACUUCUUUCAUAUAUCAUAGAAAAAUUAAUGUCUACAGUUUGUUAGUCCCAAUGGAAACACUGUCAUAGACACUACUUUGGCAAAAUACAGUUUUAAGUCGCAGCCCAGGCAGCGAACCUCCUGCUCCUCCAUAGCUUUAGCCACAUUACCUGCAUUAUCCCUUAUCGCAACGUGCACAUUCUUCUUUGCCAAAUUUCACUUUCUAAGCAUGUAUUUGAACGUGAUAAUGUGUUCAGAAUAGCCUGCUUCAGCUCCAACUCUUCCAUCAGCCACUGAGCAGUUAAUCUGCUAGUGGCGCUAAAAUCAGAUAUCCAUAUGUGAGUUGUAAAGCCAGUGUGUCACGUGUCUGUUGUAAAUAUGUGUGGUGCUGAUAACAGAGAAAGUUGACACGCCUACCAAAAAAAAAAAAAAAAUAGCAGCAGGUUUGCAAAUGUUCAACGAGUCAGCAGAAUCCACGAUCUACAACCAAAAAGGGUGAAUCAUCAAGUACCAUGAAUUCAAUUAUCAUGUUGCACUGAAUUCCCACAAGGUGGCUGUAUAAACCAGUGCAUGUAUCAGAAGAAUCGGAAAACCCCCUCAUACACUAGCAUCAGGACUGGGGGCCAAGCAGGAGGAAACAUAUUACGGGGACCAGAAGUUAGAGGACAAUGCGAGUCCACGUGCACACCAAGUUCUGUUUCCUGUGUGUGCUCACCUUCCUCUUCCACCAGUGCAACCACUGCCACGGAGAAGGGCACCAUCCACACAAUGAACAUCACCAUGCCGACCAUAAAAACGCCCACAGUGACCUCCAGAUUUCUGAGGCUCCGUACAUGAGAGGAGCCACUCUGUCCCCUGAGUCCAAGAGUCCCGAAGGGGACGCUCUAGAGGAGGAGCAACGCUUCUACAUCCAGCAGCUGUUCAGGCGUUACGGCCAGAAGGACCGGCUGGAUUUCCAGGGAUUUCAGAGUCUGCUGUUUAGCUUGGGUCUGGGUGAAGUCAAAGUAGUGGAUGUGGAACAUGAAGAUCUGGGCCAUGACCAUGUAGCCCACCUUGACCUCCUGGAUGUGCAGGAGGGGCUUCACUCACAUUCAUCCACCAAUGAAGACCAUGGUGAGGGUCACAGCCACGGGCGUGGUCAUAAACACCACAAGGCCAGCUCGCGUGGACAUAAUCAUGAUCACACCAAGAUGGAAGACAGUGGCCGUAAACAUGCAGAUGGACAUGUGCAGGACACACAUGGUCAUGAUCACACACAUGACAAAGAUGAGCACAAACGUGAGCAGGUCCAGGUGCAAGCUAUCCACAAGGACCUGUCUUCUCAACCUCACAGUGACCACGGCCACAGUGAUCACGACCACAGUGAUCACGAACACGACCAUAGUGAUCACGACCACAGUGACCACGGCCACAGUGAUCACGACCAUAGUGAUCACGACCACAGUGACCACGGUCAUAGUGAUCAUGACCACAGUGACCACGAACAUGACCAUAGUGAUCACGACCACAGUGACCAUGGCCAUAGUGAUCACGACCAUGACCAUAGUGAUCACGACCAUAGUGACCAUGGCCAUAGUGAUCAUGACCACAGUGAUCACGACCACAGUGACCACGGCCACAGUGAUCACGACCACAGUGAUCACGAUCACAGUGAUCACGAUCACAGUGAUCACGACCAUAGUGAUCACGACCACAGUGACCACGACCAUAGUGAUCACGACCAUAGUGAUCACGACCACAGUGAUCACGACCACAGUGACCACGGCCAUAGUGAUCAUGACCACAGUGAUCACGAUCACAGUGAUCACGAUCACAGUGAUCACGACCACAGUGAUCACGAUCACGACCACAGUGACCACGACCAUAGUGACCACGACCACAGUGACCACGACCACAGUGAUCACGACCACAGUGACCACGACCAUAGUGACCACGACCAUAGUGACCACGACCACAGUGAUCACGACCACAGUGACCACGACCAUAGCAACCACAACCACAGUGAUCACGACCACAGUGACCACAACCACAGUGAUCACGACCACAGUGAUCAUGAAAACGAUCGUGUCAAUCAAACGCAGAUCAGCACAGACGCUCCCCCCAUCAACCAGCAACAGCCGCCCUCCGCCCAGCUGGAGCCGUCCCAGGUCCCUCAGGAGACGCAGUCUUCUCCUGCCCCGACAGAAAGCCGGACCAAGAGGACAAGAAACCCAGGGGGGGGCAAAAGACAGCGGGGAAGAAACAAAACAAAUGGUCACGGAAACGGUCAAAGCCAUUCUCACAAAGAUAAGAGAGAAGCACCAGUGGAGCCUGUUACCCCGACCCCACCAGCUCUCUACUUGUCUGGUCAUUCAGGGGGAUUGUCCCAUCAGCACGAGGAGUGUUUGAACCUGACUCAGCUCCUCAACUACUACGGCCUGAGUCCCGAAUCGCUCAUCUCCCCCAGCCAGUUCACCUAUCUGUGUCCGGCUCUGCUCUACCAGAUUGAUACUCGCGUCUGCAUCCGCCAUCAGAGGAACGUAGAGCAGGAAGCCUUGGAGCCCGUCAAUUCCGCGUGGGUCUGGAUCUGGGGCUUCGUGUCCAUCACCAUCAUCAGCCUGCUGUCUCUGCUGGGUGUUGUUCUCGUGCCCAUCCUCAAGCAAUCCUGCUUCAAGUUCCUGCUCACCUUCCUGGUGGCCUUGGCAGUGGGCACGCUCAGCGGCGACGCUCUCCUUCACCUGCUGCCUCAUUCUCAAGGGCAGCACGACCACAGCCAGGUUGGGACGAGCCAUGACGGCGAUCUGCUAACAGCUUUCGAUGGAGUGUGGAAAGGCCUAACAGCGCUGGUCGGCAUUUACUUCCUCUUCAUCAUCGAGCACUGUAUCGGCAUGUUUAAACACUACAAAGACCAAAGGGGCAUGAAGAAGGUGAGCGAGGAGGGCAAGAUCGGCAGGAAGUUGUCAGAUCACAAGUUGAAUCGUCGCUCAGAUGCAGAGUGGCUGCACCUGAAGCCACUCAGUGAAGACCCUGACAGCACCGCCAUCUCCUGUGACAACGGUCACAACGACACACAGCUCUCAGAGCUUCAGACACGCGACUCUCCCACCAACAAGACCCCGCUGACAACCGCAAACCCCCAACACGACCACCCGUCGCCCACCAAGGAGAACGGACGCAAGGUCAAGCAGCACGGUCACGGUCACGGGCACGGUCACUCUCAUGGCGGGAACUGCCACUCAGACCAGGAGAUGAAGGACGCUGGUAUCGCCAGCAUCGCCUGGAUGGUCAUCAUGGGUGAUGGCAUGCAUAACUUCAGUGAUGGGCUGGCCAUUGGCGCCGCAUUCAGUGCAAACCUCACAGGAGGCAUCAGUACAUCAGUGGCUGUUUUCUGCCAUGAAUUACCUCAUGAACUUGGUGACUUUGCUGUGCUGCUGAAAGCGGGGAUGUCAGUGAAGCAGGCCAUUGUCUACAAUCUGCUGUCCGCCCUCAUGGCCUACGUUGGCAUGCUGAUUGGCACAGCUGUGGGCCAGUACACACACAAUGUCACCAACUGGAUCUUUGCCAUCACAGCUGGCAUGUUCCUUUAUGUGGCCCUGGUGGAUAUGCUGCCAGAGAUGCUUCACGGCGACAGCGAGGAACACAAGCGCUGCCAGCUGGGACACUUUAUCCUGCAGAACUUGGGCAUGCUGACCGGGUUCGGCAUCAUGCUGCUCAUCGCCAUCUUUGAAGACCGCAUCGUUUUCGAUUUUGGCUUUUAGCUGGAGGAGUAGAUGGGGCGCGAGGGGGUGAGGGAGGGUAGAGCUGGAUGUAUCAAUGAUGUUCUUCUUGGCCUUAACAUGCUUUGUUUGCGAUGUAACGGCCCAGUCUUGCAUGCAAUGUGAGUCUCAUUCAUGGCCUGUGCCUCCAUUCCAAACAUGCAGCAUUAGCUUAUGCAUAUCUCCUGACUUUGCUAGUGAUGUUUACACUUUGCUCCUCCAUCAACUCUCCUCUGCCAAAAGCAGAGAAGCUGAAUGAAAGAAGAGCGAGGCUACACUCCAACCAGAAAAACACCUCCUCUGCUCUGUACCGGUAAACUCCAUCUGAGAGGAGCUGCUAGAUAGUAAGGUGUCGCAGGACGCAUUCCUGCAGAGAUGCAGCUGUCACGGCCCAGCAGCUCCUCGCCUAUCCAUCAUCACCUGUUGUUAGUGUGUUGUUGUCGUACCCCCCUACUUCCUCGUCUCUUAUCCACCCUGUGCUGUGUCCCAUCAUCCAUGCCUAGUACAUCUGUGGUGUGUUCCACCCGCCAUCCAUCAUCAACUUUUGAUGUCAUCAUGCUGUGUAUCAAACAUCUCGUGUCUCUGUGCCAUGUCCUGGCCACUGGAGCAACACCACAGCCGCACCGCAUACCGUCACAGUGUCCUAAAAGAGACUGAGAGCUCAGUUUAGCAAGCUACUGCAUCUGGAAUAAACCUUUUUUUUUUAUUUAGCUCACCUGCAAAAUGUGUUAACAGCUAUUAAGCUGCAGUGUCAAAGUAGAAAAGUGUUCCCCCGACCGUAUGUAGGAGAUUGUCUAAGUGGCUCAGUGUUAUUUUUAUUUAUUUGUUUUUUUUGCUGCAUUACUUCAGUUAUAUUUUGAUCUUUGGGAUUAUUAAACCUUUGUAGUUGAUAGAGAUAGCUAACACAGCUGCCAAAGCCUUGAUAAAUUAGCAUUUAAGACUAAUCAGUGUUUUUGUUAAGAAUCUAGAUGCCACAAGUGACCAAUUUUUUUUUUAAAAAAGGUUUGACAAUCUGUAGCCAAAUGACACAUAUCCUUGUUAGGCCUUUCCAUUUUAUCUUUCUCUACAUGAAUCAGCAGCUUCAAAAUGUGAAUUCAGAAAAAACUAGUUAUUGUUGUCUUCAUCAAGUGUUGUAGUUUACUAGAUUUGUUUAGUGUGUCUCUUUGAGUUCCUAAAAGGUGAUUUGUCCAGCUGGACCACCCGGCAGUGAACAUUUAAUUACAAUAGGAGAAUAAACGGUUGAGUCACACUAAUUCAAAUUUUCUUAUGUACUGUAAAUACAUGAGAUCUUUAUGGUGUCAGUAGUUGAGCAGCUAAAAGCAAAUUUUUGUUCCUGCUAAAUAGUUUUUGGAGAUACUUCCAUUGAAGAAUCAGUUAACUUGUUGAUCCUGACAAUCGGAGACAGACCAAGCAAAAGGAAGUUCUCUUUUAUCACAGCAGAACGAUAAUCUGUGUCAGCAUUCCUUGCACUUGUAAUGGAUGUUUAACUCAAGUUAUCAAACUCGGGUUAAACUCAUAUUUUUUUCCGGGGAAUGUACAUUAUAGUCACUUUGCUGACUGAGCCAACUGUGUGGAUUUUCAGUGGCUGGUGCUUGACAUGGCCUCUUCCCCCUGCCCCGACAUUCCAUUGGCUGUUCUGCCGCUCACAUGCUAAGCUAGCUAGCCUAGUUUCAGCUGCUAGAGCACACAGGUACGUGUGUGACUUCAUUUAUCCUGUCACUGUGUGACAUCCAUUGUCUAUGUCUUAACUGGCUGUAAAUCAUUGUCAGUCACAUUGAACUCGUGUAAAUGAUCUGACUAAAUCAUGCAUGAAGCAUGAGUGAAAUGGUACAGACAUUGUGUUGAGUGUAAAAUUGUUUUCAUUCUUUGUACUGCAAAGUUAAAAUAUUGACAACCUUUGUUACUUUUUAAAUUAACUGUUUGUGAAGAUCAUGUUCUUUGGGGCCUAGUGUAACUAGUGUUACAAGACUUUUUUUGUUAGCUAAAUGCAAAUGAGGCAGGUUUCAAAUUAUGCAGAUGAUGUGCAGGAGUAAAACUUAUCUGCUGCAUCAGUUAUCUCUCUUAUACAUGAUUUAUUUUAGGAGUCCAUCACGUUUGUACUGUCUGUAACGGCAGUGCAAACACUUAAAAUCCUUGAUUUAUUUUCAUUCUCUGUCAUCAUUUGCUGUCUUUAAAAUAUAACCAUACAUUUUUUCUGUCAAUUUCUAUUUUGAUAACAUGUACAAGUUAAAUCUAAACUGCAUCCAGACUUUGUGACAUUUAUGACACCUCCCCAGAUAACAUGUUUCUUCACUGCAUCGCAAAAAUUGUCGGUAAAAUGAAGGUCCAUGAUUGUUCUCAUUUUUUUUGCUUUGUUUUAUGUAUAUUUGUUUGGUAAUCUGGAUCUAAAAUGCAAAAUGCAACAUCCUUGCUGUUUGCCUGUCUGUGCAUUCUCCCCAUCAUGAAAGGAAAAUAAAUGCUGAAAAGAU
Molecule: messenger RNA, 6868 nt
Organism: Thunnus maccoyii (southern bluefin tuna)
Lineage: Eukaryota; Metazoa; Chordata; Actinopteri; Scombriformes; Scombridae
Gene: slc39a10
Product: solute carrier family 39 member 10
Exons: 11
Coding region: 1335-4403 (1022 amino acids)
Biological process (GO): intracellular zinc ion homeostasis; zinc ion import across plasma membrane; positive regulation of B cell receptor signaling pathway
Cellular component (GO): membrane
Molecular function (GO): zinc ion transmembrane transporter activity
Source: RefSeq, a predicted model, not a curated record